Messenger RNA from Onychostoma macrolepis, 2146 nucleotides. Its product is annotated as gastrula zinc finger protein XlCGF26.1-like. Gene Ontology annotation, cellular component: nucleus. The coding region runs from base 352 to 1731 and encodes 459 amino acids. The transcript is spliced from 2 exons. Lineage: Eukaryota; Metazoa; Chordata; Actinopteri; Cypriniformes; Cyprinidae. The record is from RefSeq and is a predicted model, not a curated record.
UUUAUAUUCUUUUAUAUAUGUAGCAUUAAAUUGACAAUUUCUCCCGUAUUAUUUCUCUCCUCGCGCCGCUUCACUCCAGUCCAGCGGGUGGCGCUAAAACAAACACGAUUGUUUGCCAAACACCAUUAAACCUCAGAGGAAGAAGUUCAGUUUCACCGCGCUCUCUGUUGUUUUGUUGUGAUGCUGGUUUAAUACAAACGGUUAGAAAUGUUGUUUCUGUAAGUAGAGAAAUACAGUUUUUGAAUCAGGUCAGUAAAUACAUGUAAUAUUCUCAUCCUCACAAUCGUGACUAAGUGUUGAAGCAAGCAGGAAUAUCUGGAGGAGUAUCAUCUGAGAUCUGCUGCUGUGAAGAUGGUGUUUGUUAAAGAGGAGAGUGAGGAGAACAUGAUUGAACCAGAAACCUGGAGAAUAAAACACGAGGAACCAGAAACCUGGAGAAUAAAACAGGAGGAACAAGGAGGCCUGAUGAACGUCAAAGAGGAAAGACAAGAUCUGAAUGAAGUGGAGGAGAAGCAUCAGCAUCAGAAAGCUCAUGAUGCCACUGGAGAAAAAUCAGCAAGUUGCUCCAAAACUGAAAACAGUUGCUUGCAACGCAACAUUCGAAGAAAAGAAGUCAAAAGGCCUUUCAGCUGCUCUCAGUGUGGAAACGGAUUCACACGCAAAGAAACCCUUAAGAAUCACAUGUUAAUUCAUACUGGGAUAAAGUCUUUCAGCUGCUCUCAGUGUGGAAAGACGUUCAGUCACAAAGGAGGCCUUUGGAAUCACAUGUUAAUUCAUACUGGAAUAAAGCCUUUCAGCUGCUCUCAGUGUGGAAAGAGUUUCACACAGAAAAAACAACUCAAUGUGCAUAUGCUAAUUCACACUUCAGAAAAGCAAUUAACUUGUCCUCAGUGUGGAAAGACUUUUACGUGUAAAGGAAGCCUGAAGAAUCACAUGUUAAUUCAUGCUGGAAUAAAGCCUUUCGUCUGCCCCCAGUGCGGGAAGAGUUUUCGAUAUAAAGGAAGCCUUAAGGAUCAUUUGCUAACUCACACUUCAGAAAAGCCUUUCACCUGCUCUGAGUGUGGAAAAUCUUUGUCAUGGAGAGGAAGCCUGAAGAAUCACAUGUUAAUUCAUGCUGGAAUAAAGCCUUUCGUCUGCUCUCAGUGUGGAAAGGGUUUUACUCAGAAAAAAAUACUCAAUGAGCAUGUGCUUAUUCACAGCUCAGAAAAGAAUUUCACCUGCUCUGAGUGUGGAAAGACUUUGUCACGUAGAAGAAGCCUGAAGAAUCACAUGCUAAUUCAUGCUGGAGUAAAGCUUUUUACCUGCUCUCAGUGUGGAAAGAGUUUCACACAAAAAAAACAACUUAAUGAGCAUGUGCUUAUUCACACCUCAGAAAAGUCUUUAACCUGCUCUCAGUGUGGAAAGAGUUUCACACGUAAAGAAAGCCUGAAGAAUCACAUGUUAAUUCAUGCUGGAAUAAAGCCUUUCGUCUGCUCUCAGUGUGGAAAGAGGUUUACUCAGAAAAAAAUACUCAAUAAGCAUGUGCUGCUUCACACUUCAGAAAAGGAUUUCACCUGCUCUGAGUGUGGAAAGAUUUUGUCAUAUAGAGCAAGCCUGAAGAAUCACAUGUUAAUUCAUACUGGAAUAAAGCCUUUUACCUGCUCUCGGUGUGGAAAGAGUUUCACACAAAAAAACCGACUGAAUGUGCAUGUGUGCAUUCACACUUCAGAAAAGUCUUUCACCUGUACUUAGUGUGGAAAUGCUUUCACAUGUAAAGGAAAACUUGAGUCACAUGUUAAUUCAUGCUGGGGAAAAAGCUUUUUACUUGCUCUCAGUGUGGAUGGAAAGUGUUUCACCUGUAAACAAGGAUUUAAGGGUGUUUUCACAUGUAGGUCGUUCUAAAGGAACCAAACCCAGUUCACUUAAAGGGAACCAGCCGAAAGUGACCUCAGUCAAAAUGUCCAAAUUGAUUUACUUCUGGAGAAAACAUCUAUAAAUCUGUUAAUGUGAAUGAUAUUAAGGUUUGAACAUGAAAUGCAGACAGAUUUAACUGAUGUGACGCAUAACGUAUUCAUUUAUGUUGAAAUGAAAUAAAACCACUUCUCAAAGAAACAAGAACAUGAUCUUCUUUUCAAUUAACGAUAUAUAUACAUUCUUUAUAAAAACA